AUGAAUAAACAAAAGCAACUAACAAUCUCUUCUGAUUGGAUUAAUGAAAUUAAAUAAGCAUCAGAUCCCCUCAGUCAUUCCUAAAUGUAUAUCAAACAUUUAAGUGAUGUACUAUUAUCGCACAAUAAAACAUUGAAAAUUAGAUUGGAGAUAUAUGAGAAAGAACCAAUAACAUAUUCAUAAAUCACUAAAGCCAUUGCAUCAAAUAAAGCAAAUGAUAAAUUAAAUGAUUAAAAUACACAAUAAAAGUCAAAUUAACACAAAUCUAAUUAAGGAAUUAGUAAUUUAGAAGAGAGUUUGGGUCCAGCAAUAGAAUAAAUAAAGGAAUUAUAGAAGGUUAUUGAAGAAUUAAAAAAAUAAAAUAUAGAGUUGCAUGAGCAAAUGAAAUAAAAGUUAUCAACAAUGAAAUAAGCUAAAAUAAUAAUACCCCAUAAAUUUGAAGGCCAUGAUUAUGUAGGCGAUCAAUUGUUGAUUGGCAAAUCUACAUUAGUUAAUGUUAAGAAAAUAUCCUAUGAGCCUUUUCAUAAAUCCUCUUUGAAUUAAUAAAACUCAUCAAAAGAUAAAUAAAUAUAAAAUUUGAUCAAUCAGAAGAAGUACUUAGAAUAAGAAAUCCUUCAUUUCAAGGAAACGGGGAUAAUUAGAAAGCCCAAACUUGAAGGCCAAGAUUUGGAAAGUAUCAUCAAGAGAUAUGAGAAAAACAAGUCUAUGGUUGCUGCUCAAGAGAGAUUCAACAAGUAAAUAAGAUAGCAGGAAGACUUGAAAGACUAGUAUUUGUAAGCAUUGAUAGAGGAAACCUUUCUAUUGUAAUAACAAUUAAGAUUGAUGACUCAAUCAAAGUCUUGA
Paramecium tetraurelia is the source of this 843-nucleotide messenger RNA. RefSeq lists its product as uncharacterized. The record is from RefSeq and is a predicted model, not a curated record. Lineage: Eukaryota; Ciliophora; Oligohymenophorea; Peniculida; Parameciidae. The transcript is spliced from 4 exons.